AUGUCCGCGUCACCUCCAUCCCUCGUGCCCAGCGCGCUCCACACUGACGUAAAACAGGUCGAGGACAUCAAGUCAGACGAAUCAUCUUACCGGGAUGCGAACCAGAUUGCUAUUUCGUCCAUCAGCAAGGAUGAGCCGCUCGUGACCAGAAGGGAGUUGUGGAGCUAUUACCUGUACUACAAUGGUGACAAUGGUGUCGGUCCUCUGGGCUAUACACAAACUCUGUUCCAGGGGCUUGCCACAGCAGCGGGAUAUGAUCCCAUCGCAGGUCCUGGCUCGUCAUGCCUUGCAACAACUGCUUCCGGCCAAUGUGUACUUCCUUGGGGUAAUGGCACAAAGUCAGUUCCUAGUGUGGUGUUGAUCGCGAAUGGCAUCAGUUUCGCUAUGAUGACAGCCUUAUUCACUACCGUUGGUUCUGCUGCUGACUACGGCACGUUCGGACGGUGGUUGCUGUUGGCUGUUACAGUGGUAUGCUGGGCUGCACAGUAUGCAUGUAUGGCACUUACCACGCCGAAUCGAUGGGUCCUUGCUAUGGUUCUUUACAUUAUCGGUUUCGUAUCAUACGGCGCGACUCUUGUUUUCUAUGCCGCUCUAUUCCCUCGCCUCGCACGCAAUACCCCACAUGCACGCCAGUUGAGAGAGAAGUACGAAAGCGGCGAGAUUCCUCCUGAAGUUUACGAGCAAGAGGAAUCUCUGGAAAAGAAUAGGAUCAGUAAUAUCUCUACCGCUCAUGGUAAUGUCGGGUACAUAAUCGUCUUAUUGCUGAGCUUAGCGCUUUUGCUGCCGAUGACGAACAACCCCAAGGUAGACAACUAUGUCCUCGUGCUUGUCACCACGUACUGGGUGGUACUUGGCAUCUGGUGGUUUGUCCUCCAGGAACCCAGGCCAGGCCCUAGUUUACCUGAAGGCGAACACUACAUGACGAUUGGAUGGAAGCAGAUCUGGGCCACGCUGAAGACAUACAAGCAUCUUCCCUACACUUUCGUGUACCUGUUCUCCUUCUUCCUUCUCGCAGAUGGGCUGAAUACCACCGGAACCCUCGUUGCUAUUUGCCAGAACAACAAGUUUAGUUUCUCGUUCCUGCAAAAUACCUACUUGGGCCUGUCACAGGCGAUCACCUCGACUGUCAGUACUCUCGCCUUCUGGUACAUCCAGAGAUAUUGGAAGAUUAGCACGAAGAAGAUGUUCGUGGUGACUAAUGUUGUCACGAUUUUAAUUCCGCUAUGGGGUAUGAUUGGAAUAUGGACAGAAAAACUUGGGUUCCAUAAUGUCUGGGAGUUCUGGGCAUACAACAUUGUGUUCGGCCUUUUCCAGGCGCCUUACUACGCAUUCUCCCAGACAAUGAUGGCCGAGCUUAGUCCGCCCGGUUUUGAUAACAUGUUCUUCGGUCUGUUUGGUCUGUCCAACCGCGCUUCUUCUAUGGUAGGACCCAAUGUCAUCCAGGUUAUUAUCAACAAGACGGGGAAUGACUGGCAGGGGUUCCCGUUCCUCUUUGCGUUGUGUACGGCUGCUUCAGCGGUGAUCUGGUUUGGGGUUGAUGUCACGAAGGGGCGGAGGGAUGCUGUGAGGUGGGCGGCUGAGCAGCGCAGGCACACACAAUAG
This is a messenger RNA of Suillus subaureus, 1602 nucleotides long. RefSeq names its product MFS general substrate transporter. The record is from RefSeq and is a predicted model, not a curated record. Lineage: Eukaryota; Fungi; Basidiomycota; Agaricomycetes; Boletales; Suillaceae. Gene Ontology annotation, biological process: amino acid transmembrane export from vacuole. The coding region runs from base 1 to 1602 and encodes 533 amino acids. The transcript has 13 exons.